CGCCUUCUCAACUUGAAGUACUAACUCCGACUUUUCCUGCCUUAGAGCUGCCUCCAAGCCAAAUGAACGAGGUUUCUCAAGAGUUUACCCCAGUAGAAAGGAAACACACAGUUGAAAGCAUUAUAGACAAUGUUCAAGACUCCACAGAACAGCCUGAGCAUCUUGUGCCAUGCACAGCUCAGUUGACAGUUAGCAAAAAUUAUUCCCUAACAACUAAUGCUGUUCAGCCUGAUGAAUCUAAGACACCUCAUUGUUUUGAAAGUACAAAGCAAUUGCAUCUUGAAUCUUGCUUUGUAAAGCUGGAGCCUAUUCCCAUCAAGUGCAAUGAUCCAAAAUAUUUAGAUGCUCUAAAGAAUGCUGACAGUGAAACUCAAACACUCUUGAAAGAUAAGAAAUUGUUUUCUUUCACAUUGCGUCAGCUUAAGUUGUCCACAUUGAAGUCGUCUCUCUCCGUGAAAAAAGCCAACAAAGAAGAAGGUCUGACUCAUGUGUGUCCAUUCGAAACCUGCACACGAAAAUACAGCACCUCAAAAAGUUUGUCGAGACAUGUCAAAAAUGUUCAUUCUGAAGCUUUUGAGGAAUGGAAGUUAUCUAAGAAGUACAAAAGGAUUGCAGAAAUUGCUGCAAAAAAGUCAGCUGAGAGCACAACCACUAGUUCUCAGAUAGCAAAAUGGACAAGCCGUUCCAGACAAACUGAACAUACUACAUUCCUGGACUCAGUGCUUGAAAGUACUUCCUCUAUUUUCUCCAAUCACGAUAGUAUGCAGUCCAUAAGUGCCAAGUUUUGCUCUCAGCUUGAAAACCCUCAAAGUGCAGCAUUACCAAACCAGACAGAUCUGAUGCAAUUUCCAAUAACUCAGACAUGGGCAGCACCUCCAAUGGAGAAUUUGGAUUCAGGUUUUUCUGUACUUCCCUACAGCUCUACGAUUUUGUCUGACAACCAGCACACAAACCCAUCAUACCAUUCUGACACAGUCUUAGAUUAUGCGUCGCCCUCAUCUUAUGAUGACAUCAACCCCCUUUCUGUGAAUGCCAAUACACCCUCAAGUGUGAUGAACGAAGCCUCAAAAUAUGUGUCAAGCUCUCUAAGAGUACUACAUGCCUUUAACAGUGAGCAGACUUGUGACUUGUCACAGGUUGAGUCAAGCGUUAAUCCUGGAUUCAGUCAGAUUGGACAAAACCAUCCCGGUGAUAUUUCCAUCUGCCCUUUGUCUGGGCAGAAUUGCAGCCUAUAUUUUUCAACUUUGCCUUCAGAGGCAGGUCCUAUUUCAGUGCAGCCAUUGGAAAAUUCAAUCAAAGAAAUCAGCACUGAUAGUACUGAUGCAUUACUCUCAUCAGAUGUCAAAACUGUGUCGAAUCUUUUAACCCCUCAUUUUAAGGAAUCAUCGGACGAUUUCUUUAGUGUUGCCCCCCUGACUGGUGAGAAAAGUCCAAAAGAUUUUUGUGAUCAUGAAUUGACACAGGAAGGAACAGAAGGAAUCCCUUCAGAUGAUCAAAAUGUUUCAGGUUCUGGUGAAACUAGGAAAUCCAAAAAAGUUAAAUCAUCUAAGAGAGCAAAAUGGCCUGCCAUAAUACAGGAUGGGAAAGUCAUUUGUUGCAGGUGCUACAGAGAGUUUUCAAGCACAAAGUCACUUGGAGGUCAUUUAUCAAAACGUUCUCAGUGCAAACCUGUAGAUGAAAUUGAUCUUACUGCUGACUUACCAGUAUCAUUUCUGGAUUUUCUGAAUGAUCCUGAUAUUUCAAUGGCACAAAUACCUCUCCCCAUGAAUGACAUAAUUGAGCAGACUCACAAAUCCUGCAUCUAUGCACCAUCAGAAUCAAAUACCUUUAACAGUAACACUUUAACAAACAUGCAUGGUGGCACAGAUAGCAUCCAGAACACUAAUUUGUCUUCUCAAGACCCCUCUGAAAUGACUACAAAUUACAGUUUAUUCCAUCCACCUGUAUCAAACACUGGCUUAGAAAUCAAACAUGAAGCUGAAAUCAUCUCUGCAAAUACUGGUGAAGAUGGCAAAAUCAUAGAAAUUGAAAGGGCAUUACAGCGUCUUGAUUUAGUUGAUAUACUCAGUCGGGACAAAUGUGAGAUCAAAUCUGAGAGCACUAACCUGCAUGAUCAAAGCUCUAAAGAUGUCACGAAAAAUGAUCAGUGUCACACAAUUGAAGAUCCUGUACAAAACGAGCAGAAAUGUGUUUUAAAGCCCUUUAGAUGUGAAGAAGGGUGUGUUUAUGGAGCAAUGACAAAAGAAGCUUUAUUUAAACACCUUAGCCGUGUACAUGAUUACAGUGAGGACAGGAUAAAUCAAAUAAAGAAAAACCCUGACAAAUUUGCACCAUACAACUGUCAUUUAUGUUCAAAGGGAUUUACCAGAACCACAGGCCUUAAAAUCCACUACAAAAAUGUCCACCAUUUUUCAAAAGAAGAAAUGUCUCACUUGAAAAUCGGUCUUGGUUAUAGAAAGAUCAGAAAAUCUACAUCAAAGUCAAAAAAAGUCAUCACUGACCAGGGAAAGGACUCCCUAUCAGAGCAAAUUCAACCCCAAAUCAAUCCAAAUCUGACUGUUACAUCUUCUGAUUCAAAUGUUGAAGGAAAAGCCAACAUUGUUACCAAAAGAAAAAAGAAACGCCCCACACAAAAGUCCCUUACAGUUUCCAAUACUGAGACUUGCAGAACUGUGGAAGCAUCAAAGGAAAACGUUAAUCUUGAAGGGCUUUCAGCUACAUGUGUAAAACCCCUGAAAGACCCGUCUCUGGCUGAAGAGAAUCAUGUCAGUGAAUUAAACAAACCAGGUAUAUUUGUGAUGCAAGAGCUGAGUGAUGGAAGACAUCUCUUUGACACAACAGAUGCUCCAGACGAAAGAACAGAAAAUACAACUUCUGAAUCUAACAGACAAAUUGAAAUGAAUUCAGAUGUGAUGGUUGAUAUUCAAGAGAAAACUACAAUGACAAUAGACACCAUUGAUUCUGGUGAUUCAAGUAUGUUCCGGCCAUAUCGAUGUGUGCAUGAAGGAUGUGUGGCUGCCUUUUCAAUCCAACACAAUCUUAUCCUCCAUUAUAGGGCUAUGCAUCAGUCAGAACGUGAUGAAAAGAACAGUGCUAAAGAAACUGAUGGAGUUGUCCAAGUGCAGGAAUACAGAUGCCAAGUCAAACAAUGUUCAAAAGUAGUGUCGAAAGUUACCAGUUUGUUGAAACACUAUCUUUUGCUCCACAGAUGCACAUUAGAAAAGGCAAGUGCAUUGUUAUCCGGUAUUGAGGUAGGCACUUUUCAGUGUGACCAGUCAAAAUGUUCUGCUCACUUUACGUGUCAUUUGAAAUACAUUGAUCAUAUCAAAAAUGAUCACAAAGCAAUAAAGGUUUCAGCAGAUGGGGAUUUUGAAAGUGUGGACCUCACAUUCAGGUGUCAAUUUGAAGGUUGUGAUAGGGUCUAUACAACCAAGUCAAACCUUCUUCGACAUCUUAUGAAGAAACAUGAUGCUACUUUUGAAACUAUGAAACAGAAACAAAAAAGUGGAAUUGGGAAUGAUGUUCAAGCAAAAAAGUUAAGUGCAAGUUCUAACAAUGGAAAAGAGAACAUUGCAAAUAACAAUACAAAAAUGAAAAAGAAGAAUUCAAAAAAGAGAGAGGACAAGGCCAAAAACCUUUUAAUGACCUUAGAAAAGCCUGCUCUUAAAUCCAUCGAUGAUGUAUCUGCCAUGUGCAAUCAAAGACUUCCUCUACAAUACCCAUGUAUGAUUGAGAGUUGUGAUUCAAUAAUGAGUGAUGAGCAGAGUAUAUUGAAACAUUACACCACUCAUGGCCUCACGGAACAGUACAUUGAGGAUCAAAGAAGCCAGUUCAUAUUUUGCAUGAAAAGCAGUGCGAUGCCCAGAGCAGAUAGUACCUCAAAGAAUAUUGAGGUGGAGCAAACGGUUUUUGAUGAACAUCACACAGAAAAUGGGAACGUCAGUCCUCAAGAUGUAGGCCCAGAUCCUGUAGCUGAGGUUCUACGUAAUGAAAGUUUCACUGCCACAACCAUACCUGUGGUCAAACGGAAAAGAGGUCGUCCACGAAAGUCAGAAUGUAGAAACAAAAUGUGUGUAGAAAGAAAGAAAAGUCUUCGUAACUGCCCCGGGGAGCAUGUUAAAUGUAUGCUGAAAGUCUCAGGAUCCAUAUUGAACUCAUCUAGCUGUCAAGGGAACCAAGUAGAGAAAGACGUUGCACUAAAACUAUAUAAGCCUUCAGAGUUUGAGACAUCUGUCCUAAAGUUCAGUGAAGACACUCCAGUGUCCAAUCCAUCAAAACGACAGAGAACACUUCAACCAAUCAUUCAAGAGAGAGAUCAAGUCCAAUGUCUUGUUAAUUUCAGAAAUCCACUAAAGAUUGAGAAUGUGAAGAAUGUUAAAAUUGUUAUGUAUGAGAACCUAUCCAGUUGUUCUGAACUUUUGCUGAAGCAACUUCAAGAUAUGCAGCCCAUGGUCAUCCUGGAUAAGGGGCUGCACAGUUGAUGGUUAGAUUAGAGACAAAAUCAAGGCCUUGCUCUCAGGACCACAUACUGUGUCACAUGCUGCUGGCAGGUACAUCUGGUUACACUCCCUUGCAUUUAUAGUAGUUCCAACACCUUGUUUGUUAAUGGAUUUUGAUUAGUGCUUUAGAAGAAAAACAACUUUUGUACAAUAUUUAACAUUUUGAUGUACCAUUAUGUUUGUGUUAAAAAAAACAUUUUGUAUUCCUGAAAUUCUCGGAUGAAUAUUAGAUGAAAACAUUUUAAAAAAUGUACAAUUUUGUGUAGGAUGAAAAAAAGUUAUGAUAUAUCCCUGUGGGAUUUGUAUUCUUUGUUUUUGUUUUUGUUGUUGUUGUUGUUGUUUUUUAAAGUAUUUAUUUUUAACUUAACAGUAGUGUCAAUGUACUUGUCUUCCACCUAACAUUCAAUUUAAGUAAACUGAAUGCUCAGUGUAAAUUGUGGCAUCCACAUGACUGCUUGGGGUCGGAUUGUGGUGUUUGCAAUUCUGAGGUUUUCUCCAGAAAUCAAGAAUGAGGUGAAAUGUUUCAGUAUGAACAUUCAAUAUAGCACAGAAUUGAAGGACAGAGUACAAAUAAAGGAUGGAAAAAAUAAAAAUGUUAAAAGAAUCUACAAGUGGAAA
This is a messenger RNA of Pimephales promelas (fathead minnow), 5117 nucleotides long. The record is from RefSeq and is a predicted model, not a curated record. Lineage: Eukaryota; Metazoa; Chordata; Actinopteri; Cypriniformes; Leuciscidae.